This is a messenger RNA of Anoplophora glabripennis (Asian longhorned beetle), 1348 nucleotides long. Its product is annotated as glycosyltransferase-like domain-containing protein 1. Bases 92 to 1348 code for a protein of 418 amino acids. The record is from RefSeq and is a predicted model, not a curated record. Lineage: Eukaryota; Metazoa; Arthropoda; Insecta; Coleoptera; Cerambycidae. Gene Ontology annotation, molecular function: glycosyltransferase activity. The transcript has 5 exons.
AUGAGUAUUGAUGUUGAUUACUUUUACUUAUUUCUAUUUGUAUUUAGGGAGUUCACAGUUUUCAAUAAUGAAAUAAAUUUCCUGUUGUGCUAUGGAGAACUUUUGUAUUAAUGGACCUAAAGUACUAUUUAUUGAACCAUUUUAUGGAGGUUCACACAAAGAACUUAUCGACACCCUAUCAGGAAGCUUAGAUGAAAGAGGAAUUAAAUAUACCCUGGUGACUUUAUCUGCAAGGAAAUGGCAUUGGAGGGCACGUUGCAGUGCUCUGAUAUUAUGUGAUAGAAUACCGAGAAUAUCGACACAGACAGUUCUUUUUUGUAGUUCAGUAUUAAACUUAGCAGAAUUAUUGGGACUUAGGCCGGACUUGUGCGGUUUAAAAAAGAUUGUAUACUUUCAUGAGAAUCAAUUAAUCUAUCCGGUGCAACAGAUCAAGGACCGAGACAUACAAUAUGCCUAUAAUGAAAUAACAACUAGAUCGUCGUUUUUGGAGAGCAUUAUUAAAAUAUUAAAAAUCUUUCCUGACAAUAAACCAAUGGGAAUUAGAGAACGCAUUGAAGGAAAAUCGGAAGUGUUAUAUUUUCCUGUAAAAUUUCCUUUAGAUAUUCAAAUGAACUUGACUAGUGAAUUGGAAGAAUCAAUUUUACACAUAGUCUGGCCGCACCGUUGGGAGUUUGAUAAGGGUCCUGAUGACUUCUUCAAUGUAAUGUUGAAGCUUAAGCAAAGCAAAUGCAAAUUCAAGUUAUCAGUUUUAGGACAAACAUAUACUGAUGUUUCAGAAAUAUUUAACAAGACCAGGGAAGAACUGAAUGAUAAUAUUGUUCAUUUUGGAUAUGUAGAGAGUAAAAGAAAAUAUCUUGAAGUGUUAAACUCAAGCCAUAUAGUUGUGUCUACUGCAAAACAUGAAUUUUUUGGGGUCUCCAUAAUGGAAGCAACAUACUGUGGUUGUUUGCCUCUAUUGCCCAGAGAUUUGGUUUAUCCGGAAAUUUAUCCAACUGAAUGUUUGUAUAAAGAUUUAGAAGAGCUGUAUUGCAUGUUGGAACAAUUUUGUUUGCACCCUAAAUCAGCAGUUGAUCUGAGGUCCAAACUUCGAUUUGACUUUGAAAAAUAUUCAUCAGAAGUUUUGCUACCAGAUUACGUUAAUAAAUUGGAAAUAAACGUUGAUUUACGAUAUAUCCAUACCGGUGUCGCCAGCGGCCUGCUGCUUUUAUAUCAAACACUUCUAUGCUGGGUUAUGGUCGUCGUGGCCGUUGGUGGAGGAGGCUUCAUCAAGCCGCGGGCGGGGGUGCUGCUGGGUAGGCUGAGGGUUCUCAGCAAGGUGUUCCUGAAGUCUUCGGAGAACAGGCAGUAA